Molecule: messenger RNA, 3462 nt
Organism: Spinacia oleracea (spinach)
Lineage: Eukaryota; Viridiplantae; Streptophyta; Magnoliopsida; Caryophyllales; Amaranthaceae
Product: probable LRR receptor-like serine/threonine-protein kinase At1g07650
Exons: 24
Coding region: 314-3325 (1003 amino acids)
Biological process (GO): protein phosphorylation
Molecular function (GO): protein kinase activity; ATP binding; protein binding
Source: RefSeq, a predicted model, not a curated record
CGUAUACUGGCUGUCGGAAGUUGAUUUUCAACAUCAAUAGAAAGAUGGUUGGAUAUGAUUUUGACAAUCUUUCUCUUUAUUGCGGUAGAAAAACAUGAGCUUUACUCUAGUAGUAUCUUUUCAGCUGUCUAUCAAAAAUUAAUGUCUUUUGGAAUAUGGACUGUGAAAACAACAACAACCCAGCUUUGAAUUUUCAUUAUUCAUCACUCCCAUUAAUGCAAAUCCUUCCCCAUCAUUUGAUCUUCAUUCAUCUGAAGAUAAAACCCCAUUUUUGUUGGUACUAUAAUCAGUGAAGCACCAAAUUUGGAAGGAAAUGGAGAGUUCUUUUCACACUGUUCUUAUUGUUUUCUGGGUUUUGUUUUCUCUGUUUGGAUUAAGCAGUGAGCUUUGUCAACGAACAGCCGCCAAAGAAGUGGAGGCUCUUCGUGAGAUUGCCAAGGAAUUGGGGAAAAAGGAUUGGAAUUUCAAUGAAGAUCCUUGCAGUAAUCACACAAGUUGGUUUUCUAGAGGGGACCCAGCUAGACAGACUUAUGUUAACCAAGUGACCUGCAAUUGUGUUAGCAGCCGAUGGCACUUGACAAAUAUAUCCCUCAAGGGUCAAGAUCUUUCUGGUAGUCUUCCGAAAUCACUGGUGAAGUUACCCUACCUCAAGACAAUUGAUUUGUCGAGGAACCUUCUUAGUGGUAUGCUACCAGACGAAUGGGCUACAAUGAAAUUGGAAUUUGUGUCUCUUAUGGCGAACCAAUUGUCUGGUCAAAUUCCAAAAUUCAUGGGGAACAUUACAACACUCUUAUAUUUAAGCAUUGAGAGCAAUUCAUUUUCUGGAACUAUUCCUGCAGAGCUUGGGAAGCUGGUCAACCUAAAACAUUUAUUUCUUAAUGACAACAAUCUUCGUGGACAUUUACCAAUUGAGUUAACUAAGCUGGCAAGUUUAACCGAACUUAGGGUAAGCAGUAAUAAUUUCAGCGGACAGAUACCCAAUUACUUUCAUCAUUGGAAACAACUUGAAAAACUACAGAUUCAAGGUAGUGGCUUUGAUGGACCAAUACCAUCCAGUAUUUCACUUCUGACCAACUUGAUUGAACUAAGGAUCAGUGAUCUGAAUGGAGAAGGUUCUGAGUUUCCAUCUUUGGAGAAUCUGACAGGCUUGUCGCGAUUGAUGUUGAAGAGCUGCAAGCUUUAUGGGACUAUUCCUAGCUACAUACAAGCCAUGUCAAGAUUGAAACUUUUGGAUCUCAGCUUCAACAAGUUGAAUGGAUCUAUUCCAAAUGAGCUUCAAUUUUUAAAUAAAUUGCAAAAUGUGUAUUUAUCGAGCAAUAUGCUAAGUGGACCUAUUCCCAGCUGGAUCACAAACAAAGAGGACAGCAGCCACAUAGAUCUUUCGUACAACCAUUUUGAUGAAAGUUCUGCUCCCUCUUCUUGCAAUAAAGAGACAUUAAACUUAUACAGAAGCUUCUCAAGGGGAGAGAACCUAGAAUCAAGUGUGUGCUUGAAGAACUUCAAGUGUAAAGCUCGGUAUUCAUUGCAUAUCAACUGUGGUGGGGCUGAGACCACCGUCGCAAAGACUACCUAUCAGAAAGAUGAUGAACGUGGGGGCGCUGCUAAGUUCAUUCCCAGAAGGGCAGAAUGGGGAUUUAGUAGCAGUGGGGAGUUCUGGUUUUCACAAUUACCUAGUGAUUACAUAGCAAAAGGCAACUCAGCGAUAAGAUUGAAGGACUCAAAUCUAUACAUGAGAGCACGAUUGUCAGCUACAUCUCUAACAUAUUAUGCGAGUUGCUUGGGAAAAGGGAACUACACAGUGACACUCCAUUUCUGCGAGAUAGUUUUUGCUAACAAUUCUUAUUCAAGUCUUGGAAGACGGAUAUUUGACAUAUAUAUCCAGGACAAGCUUGUUCGCAAGAAUUUUAAUAUUGUAAAGGAAGCAAAUGGAACUAAUAAAAUCGUAAAGAAGGUGUUUCCACAUAUUCCAGUGAGUGAUUCCUUAGAAAUACGCUUUUACUAUGCCGGAAAAGGGAGCACAGGAAUCCCUGUAAGAGGAACAUAUGGCCCUCUUGUAUCAGCAAUUUCUGUCCAGUCUGAUUUCAAACCUCCUCUGGAUAAACAAAAGAUUAUAAGGAUUUUAAGUGGAGUUGCAAUCUUAAUAUUGUGCACCACUAUUCUUGGUGGUUUCAUUUUAUGGCGAAAACACAGAUCAAGAGACAUUGCAUCAAGAGAACAAGUUCUUGCGGGACUUGAUCUGCAAACCGGGUUAUUUACUUUUAGGCAAAUUAAAGCUGCCACCAACAACUUCAGUGCUGACAGUAAGAUUGGAGAAGGUGGAUUUGGAUCAGUAUACUUGGGGAUACUGUUAGAUGGCGCCCAUAUUGCGGUGAAACAACUUUCUUCAAGGUCCAAACAAGGCAACCAAGAAUUUGUGAAUGAAAUAGGCAUGAUCUCUGGUCUGCGACAUCCAAACCUUGUAAGAUUGUAUGGAUGUUGUGUUGAAGGAAACCAAUUAUUCUUGAUAUAUGAAUAUAUGGAGAAUAAUAACCUUGCGCGUGUAUUGUUUGAUAAUAGUCAGUUGAAAUUAAACUGGCUUACUAGGCAGAAAAUUUGCAUUGAUGUGGCAAGAGGUUUAACUUUUCUUCAUGAGGAAUCAACAAUAAAAAUAGUUCAUAGAGACAUCAAAGCUACAAAUAUACUUCUUGAUGGAGACCUAAAUGCUAAGAUCUCGGACUUCGGGCUGGCCAGGCUUGAUGAAGGGGAGAGUACCCACAUCAGCACUAGAGUUGCUGGAACAAUAGGAUACAUGGCACCAGAAUAUGCAUUGUGGGGCUAUUUGACAUAUAAGGCAGAUGUUUACAGCUUUGGGGUUUUGGCAUUGGAGAUAGUUGCGGGCAGAAGCAAUACAAAUUUCAAGCCAGAUGAUAACUAUUUCUGCCUCCUUGAUUGGGCCUUCGCUGUACAGCAACAGAAUGGAAAUUUGAUGGAGCUAGUGGAUCCAAUGCUCGGAACUGACUACAAUACAGAACAAGUACUGAGAAUGAUCAAGGUUGCUUUAUUGUGCACUAAUCCAUCUCCUGCAGUAAGGCCAGUUAUGUCCGAAGUACUAAGGAUGCUUGAAGGACAAAUGCUUGUAAAAGAACUUACCUUGGCACCUGGUCUAUGCAACAAUGACUGGUUUUACGAGGCAUCCAAACGGUAUCAGGAUUCGACUUCAGACAGCGAGACUCAGACCCUAAUUCGCUUUCCAAAUGCUAGGAAUAAUGCCAACUCGUUAUCUGAUUUGUCUCCCAUUCCUACUAAUCACCCUAAACCCCCAGUUAUUGAACCAGUUCAAACGUAAUGUUUUAUCAUUCCAUCAAUUUAAUACAAGUGUUCUUCCGUAACAUAUAGCCUUACUCAUUUCUGAUCAAUAUUUAGAUCUUAAGUGUAAUGAUAAAAUAAAACCCUUCAAGCAUUAAAUAACAUUCAUUCGUCCAA